GGGACGGGACGAUCGGAAAUUUUGGAUUGACAGAUCUCACACGGAGUCUCGAUCGAACAGAAGCGUCACGUAGCGUCGCAUCGCGUCGGUGGAGCGUAGAGACUUCUAUUUGGAAACGAUGAUCCCAUCGUCGUCGUCAUCGAGCUCCAGCAGCGCUGGGCAGGCCUACGUUUUGUACGUGGAUCAAUACCAACACCCUGCGCCUCUGUCGGAUUGCUUCGUGGCAGCUACGACGACAUCGACCGUACCUAUCAACACAGCGAGCGUCUCCACAGACGGAUCGUCGCUGUCGUCACGACAACAAUCCGUCUGGGCGCUAUCCACGUCUAUUCCCCGCUUUCCCAAAACAACCACGACGCGGACGGUGGAUUCGGCCUAUUGUGGACAGUGUUUGAAGUUCUACGACGCCAGUACAGCGGUAACUACGCUCGGCAACAAGUGUCCACAAAACGUGACCUGUCAGCAAUGUCCUCUUUGCUUGGCCGCCGUCACCCCAACAGUCAAAAUGACACUCAGCGACAGCAGAGUGUAUUACUACCACUGCAACGUGUGUCAGUGGCAUUCGCAACACUCCUGCUCCGUUUCAACAGACUCUCUGUCGACGACAGCGUCAACGUCAACCACCGCACAUGACUUGGCUACUCUAGCCGUAGCUUUGGAACGGGCCCGAGACCACAAUGACAACCAAAACGACCCACGUGGCAGCUACGCCGCCGACGUGCAAGCGCAUUUCGCGUCCUGUGUUCAAGCGUGGUCUACCAUGGAUUCUUUAAAGCGAGGACGUCAGCUGUCGGCUAGCACCCCUACAACAAUAGCAACACCGCCGAGUAUUGUACCCUUGACAAUGCAGGAUACCGACAUCACUACGGACACCCUCUUGCCUUGUAGCGUCAGCGACGGUGCAUUGUCCACCAUCGCCUGGCAAAUGCAACCCUGCGUCGUCCGGCGUCGCCAACACGAUCGGAACGUUGCACUCUCGUCAAAACUCUUGCCGCUGCCCACGACGUUACGAUUUCGCUGGAGCCUCCGCUCGGUGCCGGAAUUGGAAGAAUCGCGACCUGGCAUUUUGGUCAAACCCAAGCUCAAUCCACUCGAGGGCGAUUCCAGUCUCCGGACAGGUCACACGCAAUGGUGGAAGAAAGACGCCAGCGCACUGCACGUGGUACCCAACAUGGAAGUCGUCGGUCACGGGAUGUCGAGACCGUCCGAACUCGCCGUUUUGGUGCGGCUCACCAAUCCUACCUUGACGUCCCUCGCGGUACGCCUAGUGGUACCACACGCGAUUUUGGAAGCCAAGAACGCACAGCCGACAAACACCAGAACGUUUCCUGACGUUUUGUUGGAUCGGUUUUCCCAAAUCCAGUCGCACGUGCAAAUCCAUUGCGACUCGGCACAACAUUCUUCGGACGGAGGAGCACAGCUCAAUGACGGUACGGAUGCUGGACCAAUCGUUUUGACCAGCGCUGAAGACGCUUUCCUCGCGCUCGGCACUUCCAUGACGCUGCCCGCGGCCGUGGCUGAGUGGAACCCCGAGAAAGCCGCAGCUUCGAUGCCGACAACGGCGACUUCGGCACGAGCAUCUUUGGUGGCUCAUGAUCAGGCUACGAUGUGGUAUCAAGUUUGUUGGCCAGAAAGCCCGGUCCAGGCGAGCGAAACGGGUCUUUCCACAGCCGCGAUGGCCAUUCCUUUGACGUUACAAUCACAGCCUAUCGUCAGCGCGGAUGGCGACGCAAGCGGUGUAACUACUAUACCGAAGGAAAUUCCGGCUAGUUGGAACCACUGGAAUCUGUGGUUGGUCUGGGCUCCACACAGGUGUAGAGACGAAAAGGAAUGACAAAAGUGCGUUACUUGCAAUGUUUUUCUACCCGUCCUUUGCUACGACGGCAAAGUGUACAGCACACAUUUGUUUUCACAGAGAGCUUUUUCCAAAGACCACAUAACAGUAAAAAGCCAAUCACAGUGUUUGAAUGAUCCAUUCCUAAUAGUCUUUA
Phaeodactylum tricornutum CCAP 1055/1 is the source of this 1991-nucleotide messenger RNA. RefSeq lists its product with no specific name. The record is from RefSeq and is a predicted model, not a curated record. The coding region runs from base 119 to 1834 and encodes 571 amino acids. NCBI's taxonomy places the organism in Eukaryota, Bacillariophyta, Bacillariophyceae, Surirellales, Neidiaceae. The transcript has a single exon. Gene Ontology annotation, cellular component: dynactin complex.